AUGCAAAAAAACCUGCUAUAUUCCGGGCUAUUAAUCAAAAAAAUUAUACCCCUGAUGAAUUGCAUCUGCUUUUACGUAUAUCAGAUAUAUUAAUGGAAUGCUUUUUUAACAAUUUGACUAAACAAAAAGAAUUUAAAAAAAAAUUAAAGCCGACUAUUGAAGCAGCAUUCAAAGAUCUCUCAAUUCGGUUAGAGUUUUUUAAAUCAGAAAUUUAUCAGUAUAAAGUUGACGCAGAAAAUUGGGUUCGAACUUUUUGCUAUCCAACACAGGGUUAUAUAAAUUUUUUACAAAAUCCUGGACUUUAUCGGAAGGCAAACGUAACACCAUAUAUGCAUGUGUUCGCAAAACAUGUGCCUUUAUUUAUGCAACAAUUAAAAGCAAAAGGUCUUUCAUUACAAAUUUUUUCUACUUCAAGCAUAGAAAAAAAAAAUCAUAACAGAGGUACUAUUAUGGGAGGAGGAAACAAAGAAAAAUCUGUCAUUUAUGAUAUUAUGUCUUAUGAAAAUCGACAGCUUUUUUAUUUAACUAACAGUAUCCCCAAAGAAAUCACUGCUAGAAAUAUAGAUGCAAAUAAUAAGGAAAAUAUUGCAUUCAUUAGUAAUCUGGCCAAGAAUAACUAA
Messenger RNA from Cetraspora pellucida, 620 nucleotides. Lineage: Eukaryota; Fungi; Glomeromycota; Glomeromycetes; Diversisporales; Gigasporaceae. The record is from the annotation of a GenBank genome assembly.